GGUUGGGUGUAUUAGUCAUCCGAGUUGGUCUGAGGUUGGGCGUGCUCGUCAAUAGGUGGGAAUACAAUGGCGUCCACAAAGAACACAUCCACAAGCGCUGGACCAUCUGCCCCCGGGGAGGGACGACCUGCACAGCAACCUACUCAGUAUAUGCACGCAAAGGGAGCACCAUGGUUUAUGGACUUCGUUGUUCAAGGGGACCUUUUUGGGCCAGCUGUUUUCAUGUGCCCCACUUGCGUUACAGACGUUGGGGGAGCAGUCAACGUUGUUCCUCUCGGUACCGUCGUCUCGUGCGCGAAGACUCCCGGAGGUCUCCUCAAGAUCCACACUAACGGCAUGUACGACGAGUGCAGACUGCCUAUCAGAGGUGUUAAAAGUGUGCUGGUGACCAUCAAGAGUUUCGCGGGGUACGACUCGAACAUGCCGUUGUGCUCUCACUUCAAAGGCCUUUACGAUGGCAGCAACAAGCGUCUUAGAUCGCCAGAGCAAUAUCUCGAUCUCGCGCUGAUGGUGCCGAAAGAACGUCCGGUUCUUCCGCCAGAGCAUGUUUUUCUGCUUCUGCCACCCCGUGAGGGGUCGUCCGGCUUGGCUCAAGAAACUCUAGGUACAACAAUGGGGCGCGGGAGUCCGAUUCAAGACGCUCGGGGUCGGAUCAAGGGACGCAGCAUUCACACGCAGGUCCGCUGCGGCGCCGACACGUAUUCGCUUCGAGAUGAGACGAGAAGAGAUUCAAGCAGAUCGAGGCUAAAUGUUGGAGGGAAUGAGGGUGAAGGGAUGGGCGCUGUCCGCGGAAGCUCUGGCGGGGAGCAGACUCCUUCGGAGAAGAAGAGCGAGCGACAGAGGAUGGUGCGAGAGGAGGUGGCGGAAGGAACCCUCCGCAUGAAGAGGAUGAGAGGAAAACCGGAGGCGGUGACGGGCGGGGAUGGAGGUGGCGACGGAGAACGUGCCUCGGGAAAGAGGCCGACGAAGGAAGAGGGUGGGACGGCAAGUAAGAAAGCGAGGAGGCCCGACGGUUUGACUAUCCGCGAAGGACAAGCCGCGGGUGGAGGAGAUUCGGCUGAUCCAGGCGCUGCGGCCGCGAGAGAACCUUCGGGGAAAUCGAAACGGAAAGUGGCAGAUGAAGAAGGCGAUGGCCAGAAGAAACGUCGAAGGUGGAAGACUGCUGAGGCGGCGAGCGGGGGCGAACGGCCUGUCGGUGAGGAGUGCGACGAAGCGGCAGCGUUCUGGCUCGAAUACGAGCGGAACGAUGGCGGUGAGAUCGUGGAGAAGGAGCUCCCCGUCCAACUGCUCAUCAACCCCAGGAAGGUCUGCGACAUCCCGUCUUGGGAAAGAUAUUACAACCACCGCGGUCUAAAUCGCGAAACUGUGGACGACAUCAAGGCUGCGAUGCUGCGUCAAUUCCACGAGAAAAGGGGUAAGAUCUGGACGAAAAACCCUUUGGUUCUGGCACCCAUCCACAAGUCGGUGGAGCGUAGGCCGAAGCAAGCUGAAAGGGUUCACAAAGAUGUCUUCAAGCCAGAGGACAAGGACAAGUACUACUAUUACCCUGUUAACGGACAACACACCGUGGCUGCUGUGAAGGAGUUGGAGGGUGAGCCAAUAUUCGUAUUGUGGAAGAUGCACUCGUGGCCGGCGAGAGUGGUGUGGUUCUCCGAGCGAGAUUUCGCGGGCUAUAGGCAGGUCAGUCUCAACGAGAACACGAGACACAAGAGGUCUAAGCAGCGAUCGCAGAAGGCCGCGUUCUUGGACAUACGGGAGGCAUGGGAGAAAGAAGGAAGGCCGAUGACCAUUCAAGGGAACCCUUCCGGCAAGGAGGGCGAAAAGCAAAAGUUUUUCGAUUUCCAAAAGCUGAUUUUGGGAAUGAGUCCGAACGAAGCUCACUGGUCGUUGGCAGAAAAAGAUAAAUCGCUCGCCGACAAGAAGUAUGUCGCUGCCGUUGGCAAUGCAUUGAGGCAGUGGAUGCCGCUCUGUCUCGCCGACAUGACCGAUGUCAAGAAACUGUCGAUCCUUAACGACAUUCUCGCGCUAAGGGGAGUGUUCGUGCAAUCCGCGGGCGGCCAUCUGAAGCGUCAGCAUAAACCUGGAAUUAAAGACAUGGUCGUGACGAGGAAAGUGGACCGUGUGAUGCUCCGUAUGUUCCACUGCAUCUUGUUCCUUGAAACGCAGGAGAACGAACGUGUUUGGCGCCACGGGAGCCCAUUUUUUAGGAGCGAGGGGAAGCUUCUGGAGGAGUUCGGGCCGCAGGGCCUCAUGAAACAGGUGUGGGUCGAAAUGCGAAAGCGUUUCCAGGGCGCGGUGGAGUACGUGAACACUUGCAAACGUAGUCUUCCGCACGAGAAGGAGUCCAUCGACGACGCGAAGAGAUUGUACGAUGAUGACAGGUUUCCUAAAUAUUUCGAAAAGUCUGUCCGUUCCAUCUUGCGACGGACGGAAGAAGAAGUUCGAGACACGAUCAGGGUCAGCGGGGAUGUGAGGCACAUCAAAUGGCCCGACCUCAACCGGGUGACCAGCCUUAUUCCUUUCGCUUUCCCGCCUUCCCAAGCUCACAGUCAUGUCACUGCGAUCCGUGAGGUUGUGCGACAUUACGUGUGCAACAUGUACGUCCUCGAUUUGUGUGAUCCCACACUCCUCGCAGACUGGCGAGAAGACGAUUUCGCCAAUUUGCAAGGCCUUCUACAAACACUUUCACCAACGCACUGGGCACUUGUGAUAUUUUUCUCCUCUCGUUGGGAGCUCAGUUUCUUGAAAGGCAUGGCCAGGCUUAGCGUCCAUCACGUCAGGACAGGGAAGUGGGUAUGUAAUGCACAAAAGCAGGCCACUGUUCGGGAAGGCAAUAUGCUGGUUGAGGAGUGUGACCGCCUGUACGUGAUUUUUAAUGGCGAGAAGCUGGAAGACAACACAUUCGCAGUCUACCCGGCCAGUAGCCCGACAAAGGCUUCCCGUGCUCAUGGUCCAAGUUCGGCCAAACACACGGUGGCGGGCCGCUCGAAAGUUGUCUGUUCCUCGGACCCAUCAGGACAGGCUGUGGCGUGUUUCGACGUGGCGAAAGAGGAAAGGUUCUCUCGUAGCAUGUGGGAGGACGGCGGCGUGACAAGUUCUCAAGGACCUUCUUACAGGGAGAUGGAGCGGAACCCGUCCCGUCUACUUGGUCUACUCGUAAACUUUUGCAAAGCUGGUCAAACUAUUUUUUUCUUUGGGAAGGCGCAUGCGUCUGUCGUGUGGGAACUCCUGCGCACCGGUCGGAACGUCGUCGCAUUGGAGAAGGAGGCGAAGAUGAUCGAUUACCUUCACGAGUUCGUGAAGGCACGCGUCGCAGACUCUUGCAAUGCUUGCGAGUUUGCCCGCACCACCGGCGAACGAAACUGGGAUCCCAAACGUGACAUGUAUUGGAAAUUGCCGGGGAACAAAAAAACGGACAUUUGGGACUUCCUUUUCGGACCCGGACUGCCUGGUCCGACCGACCUCGAACACAGUCGACGGAGAAACCUGGUGUUCGCUGUGCUCAAUGGGUACCACGGUGCACCCAGGGAGUCUGUCUCGCACUUCCUGAGAAGGUUGGAGCAUGUUUACUUCACGCUGGCCGAACCGCUCACUCUCGAAAACUACUCACAGUUUGACGAGGAGGACCCUUUCGACGCUGAAGACAUGGAGGAGCUGAGCGACUCCGAAACCUUCGAUUUCGAGUCCAUGCCACUUCCUCGGGUGGUUGGACAAGUUGGUGAUGAAGAGGAAGGUGGCCCUCGGAGAUAUAGUACGUCCCCUGCCGGUUUGAAGCGUGUGUUUCGGGGCGAACCAGUCGACGACCAAUCGUCUGAUGACGRGGAGGAAGAGAGAGACUAUGAUCACGAACCUUGUGACAGGCUCCCUGUGGACCAUGACACCUGGCAGAAUGACAGACUCUACUUCUUCGGCAAGCAUCACCGGUUCACGUCGGAGGAUGUCUGUGAACACAACGUCGUCUGUCACCCGAGGAUAUUCCAACCUGCUGUGAGGAAUGGAAUAUGGGUCAUGGCAAUAAAGGAGGCCGAUGGCAAGUGGAGUGGACUGAAGAGACUGGGAGCCGGUGCAUUUAAGAGAAAGGCAAGAACUGCUCUGGUGGAGCAUUUGAGUCUUAUGAACCCCGAGAGGAACGAUCAGGACAUGGAUGCGUAUGCAGAACGAAAGCUACAUGAGUUGUACGCCAACAACAUGUUGGAGUUUCGAGCGCCUUUCUACGCACUCGAAACGACACCGUCUCGUGGCAUUGACUGGCGCAUGCCACAACCUCUGCCAGCCGGUCAGCAUCCGGGAGGGGGUGGUGGAGGAGACGAAGGAGACGGCGGAGGUGGCGGAGGAGACGGCUCGCACUUUGCCGGAAAGGGGACGGGCGAGACAUCGUCGGUUGAGAAGGCGUCCGGCGGAAAGGGGUCGGGCGGAAAGGGGUCUGGCGAGAAGGGGUCGGGCGGGAAGGGGUCGGGCGGAAAGCGUAGAACGUCCGGGAGCGGAAAGGACUCGGGCGGAAAGCGUAGAACGUUCGGGAGUCCCCAGUAUAUGGAAACUAACCCUCACUGCGUAGGGAGUCGAGAUUCCGAGAUGCGAGACGAGGCCACCCUGACGUCUGAUCAAGUGCGAGUAGAUUCGCACUUGUCUGCGAGGACUUUGUUUUCCGUUGCCGAGGAGAGUCCAUCCUGUCGUGCGCAGCAGAGGUCUCCUGUGCUCAACACCUUGCUCCUGAAAGAGGGCAUGUCUUCGUUUUGCCUGGAGGGCGGGAUGCCUCCAUUGCGAAGGAGCAAAGGUGCGACCUCCGGUUCCCUCGGCUCGGGCGACCGCCACAAACUCCGAAUACAUUCGGAUUUGCUGACAUCGCCCUCUGCCAUAAGUGCUCCUCACGCAACAGUUCCGCGGGGCCAAGAAAAUGUGACGUCCUGGCCCGCGCAUCUUCAGUUGGACACAGGGUUGCCCUGCUCGCCUCCUUUCUCAUGUGUUGAGACUCGAGACUGGGGAUCUCGCGACGCGCUAGAGGGGCCCGCUCCAGGAGUGUUGGAGACCGGGGGUAGCGAGAACGAACGUCACUCUCCUGGGGAAGACGAACGCUCUCCGGGAACGCGUGCUGUACAUCGAAUAGAGGAGACUCAACGCUGGCAGUCUCGCAAAGUGUUGGAGACUGGGGGUAGCGAGUGUGAACGUCAUGCUUCGGAGGGUGCGUCCGUGAACAAUGACAGCGAGAGUGUAGGAGCUCCGGGGGAAACGCAUGCUGUACAGCGGGGAGAGGAGACUCGACACGGGCCGGCUCGUGAAGACGUGAAGUGGCUCCACGCACGAGCGCUGCUGAUCGGGACGUCCGAAGAGGUUCUGCACAGUCGCUCGGCUGUGGCCACGACGAGGGAGGGUGUUGUUAAGGGAGGUCAGUGGACGUCCGUGCAAGCUCCCGUUCUUGGCGACGAUGAAGACGAAGAAGAACCCGCGGUGGAAGCUCGGGUUCAUGGUGAAGGAGAACCCAUGGUAGAAGGCGGUGAGGUGAAUGUUGACAUCCUGAUGGAUCCACAACGGAAAGAUGGUGAUUCUUCGCCCACCCGUUGCGGUGAAGAACAGGGUGGUCGAGCGUCUGUCCUGAGCACCGCUUGGGGAAUGGUGCUUCAUGAAGCCAUAGAGUUGGGUGACGACUCGGCUGCCACCGCGCUGGUUAGCGCCUCAGGCGUGGCCGAGAUGCAGAACGUCGAAUCCUCCGUGGAAGGCGGUGAGGUGACCGUCAACAUCAAGAUGGAUCUAGAGCAGAAAGAUCAUGAUUCUCCGUCCACCCGUUGUGGUGCCGAGCAGGGUGAUCGAGCAUCUGUCCUCAGUACUGGUCGGGAAAUAGUGCUUCAUGAAGCUAUCGACUUGCCAAGCGACUCAGCUGCCACCGAGCUGGUUAGCGACACAGCCGUGGCCGAGGUCCAGAACCUCGAAUCGUCCGUGGACGUUCGCGCAGUGGCGCGACAAGAGGGCGAGUUCCCUCAAAGGGCUCCCGAGCACGGUGUGAGGUUGUUAAUAUCCCUGCCCAUGAAGCCUUUAAAAGCCGUGCGCGAGAAACGUCUUUCAGGGAGGUCAUUGGCCGCUUUACCGAAGAAGUCGUCAAGUGUAGGGUUGUUUAAAAGGGUCCAGAUGCCUCGCCUUUCCCAGAGAACUGUCAGGGUUCUGAAGGCUUGCGGAAUAGAUAAGGAGGAAGGUCUGCGCAAACAUUUGGUUGCGUCUAUUGAGAGCGUUACUGCUUUGUCUGAUGGGUCUAAUGACGAUAGCGAACGGGGUGUCUUGAAAGACCCGUGUGCUAAGUACAUCGCGAAGGACACAUUCAACAGUCGGGGAUAUAACUUUUCUGGGAAAAGGGCAGACAAUUCUUAGCUAUUCCACCACGGGGUUUGUGCUCACUCCUCACACUUGCUCGUGGGUGUUUGUGCAGCUGGGGCUACAUCAUGUUUUCGC
Molecule: messenger RNA, 6438 nt
Organism: Chara braunii
Lineage: Eukaryota; Viridiplantae; Streptophyta; Charophyceae; Charales; Characeae
Source: the annotation of a GenBank genome assembly